AUGAAUUUGACUCGUACUCGUGUUUCUUUAUUUAUUAAAUCUUUUUCUCCACGCGGUCUAACGUUCAAUGGCAGUCGUUGCAUAACCAAUAAGACAGAAGAUGUUUGCACCCAUACAGGACAAAAAUGGGACUCGGAUGAUUACAGGCUUGCUAGAUUUAUGAACUCCACAAAGCAUGUUAAUCAAAAUUGGGCAGUGAAAUUAAUUGCAGAAGUUCCACCCAAGGAAGUUACAACUAGAGUUGUGUGGUGCGAUGGGGGAAGUGGACCAGAAGGUCAUCCAAGAGUGUACAUCAAUUUGGACAAGCCAGGGGACCAUUCUUGUGGAUAUUGUGGACUACGAUUCAUAAAAAAAGCUGAUCAU
Molecule: messenger RNA, 363 nt
Organism: Iphiclides podalirius (scarce swallowtail)
Lineage: Eukaryota; Metazoa; Arthropoda; Insecta; Lepidoptera; Papilionidae
Source: the annotation of a GenBank genome assembly